This is a messenger RNA of Cordyceps militaris CM01, 2568 nucleotides long. RefSeq names its product raffinose synthase Sip1. The record is from RefSeq and is a predicted model, not a curated record. The coding region runs from base 1 to 2568 and encodes 855 amino acids. The transcript has 6 exons. Lineage: Eukaryota; Fungi; Ascomycota; Sordariomycetes; Hypocreales; Cordycipitaceae.
AUGCAAAUCCGAGUCCACACGCUUCCCCGCCUAGGUGAUGUCACCGUAGUGAAGACCAAGAAGCAAUGCAUCACCGCCGUUCUUGAAGUUCCCAACCAUUUCGCAAACCAAGACUGGCAAGUUUCGCUAUGGCAUAGUACAGACGGGAGUGAGUGGACGGCUUUGCAACUGCCUGCUGUCAUCAGGCAGGCGGAAGCGGUCGAUCUGAGACUGUCACCAUCACACUCACACUUGCAUUUCCAAACGGAACUGUCCUUUCACACUUCGCUACGGUUUACAAUCAAAUUCCGGCAUGCAUCGGAUGAGCUUUGGAUAUGGGUCAAACAAGAAUAUGGGCUUGAAGAUGGACAUGUUCUAUUAGAGGAUAACGAGGCGGCUUCUCAGAAAAUAGAGGAUCUGAUCCCCAACCUUGGCUCGGAAUGGUUGGCUUCAAGUCUACAAAGCCAAGCGCCAGACACGAAGCUAUGGUCGUUGACCACAAAAAUACGACCCAGUCUGGAGGACAGGUCAAGUUUCAAAGACGUCGAAAUCGGUACUCCUUUCACACACUUCCAAAAGUGGUUUGCAUUAGUCAGAACCAGCGUGCCAUGGAUAGCACCCAGAAAAGGCCUUUCUAGAUUUUCACUGGACAAGGAAGCGAUACUAUGCUCAUUCGCCAAUGAAAAGGGCCGCCAUCUCGUAUUUCUUGCCGUGUCAGGUGUGGACGACAUCUUGGCUCUGUUCCGCAGCACGGGUUCAAACUCUAUUGCUGUUCAUGCCCGCAACGAUGCGCCAGUUGAGCGAGACCUCACGGUCCUCGUCUCGACAGGAUACAAUGCCGACAAAGCCAUGGCCUCUGUGAUAUACCACGCUAGGAGUCUCAUUUGGAAGUACUCCCCAAUAGGGACUCAGCAACCGCCUCCGAAUAACAUCAAUGAUCUUAAGCCACAAUGGCGAGAGUAUUGGUAUGACGGAUUGGGAUACUGCACUUGGAACUCUCUCGGGCAAGAUUUGACAGAGGACAAGAUCCUUGACGCCUUGGAGAAGCUGGAAGAAAGUGGUAUCGGCAUUUCGAACCUCAUCAUUGAUGAUAAUUGGCAGUCAAUUGAUGCGACGAACCCAGGCGACGCUCAGCCUGGCUGGCUUGACUUUGAAGCAAAUCCCGCCGGAUUCCCCAACGGCCUCCGAGGCGCCGUGUCCAAGAUUCGGCGCACCCACCGUACCAUCGAGCACAUCUUUGUCUGGCACGCGCUGAUGGGCUACUGGGGCGGCAUCUCCCCCCGCGGCACCAUUGCCCAAACGUACGAAACCACCCGUGUCGGCCGCGAGGACACGGGUACCGACAUGACCGUGAUUGCCGCCCCCUCCCUGUCUCGGUUUUACGACGACUUUUACUCCUUCUUGAUCAGGUCCGGCGUCGACGGCGUCAAGACGGACGCGCAGUGUAUGCUCGACGCCGUGGCCGGCGCUCCCGCCCGCCGGACGCUCACCAACGCGUACCUCGACACGUGGUCCGUUGCCUCGCUGCGGCACUUUGGCACCAACACCAUCGCAUGCAUGGCGCAGUUCCCGCAGGCCCUCUUCCACGCGCUGCUGCCGCGCCGCCGGCCGGCCGUUGUGGCGCGCACCUCGGACGACUACGUGCCCGACGGCGCCGCCGCGGCGCACCGCUGGCACGUGUGGGCGAAUGCGCACAAUGGCCUCCUCGCGCAGUACCUCAACGUGGUGCCCGACUGGGACAUGUUUCAGACGGCGCACCCGCUGGCCGAGUUUCACGCGGCCGCGCGGUGCCUGAGCGGCGGACCGCUGUAUAUUACGGACGUCCCGGGACACCACGACGUGGCGCUGCUGAACCGAUGCACGGCGCUCACGACGCUGGGCAAGACAAUCGUCUUGCGGCCCAGCGUGGUGGGUAUCGCGCUGAAUCCGUACCAGGAUUAUGAUUCUGGGGCGUUGCUCAAGAUUGGCAGUUUCCAUGGAUCCGGGAGCGGAGGCAUCUCCAUAAUGGGCGUCUUCCAGACAUCCGACGCCCGCCACCCGAGCCUGACGCUGCUGUCCGAGUUCCGCGGCACUUCCACCGCCGCCGCCUACGUCGUGCGGGCCUACACGAGCGGCCGCGUGUCACCCAUCCUGCGCUUCGCCGACGACGGUCAGCACGGUCCCUCUCUGCUGGCGACGCCGGGCCGCCACGGCUACGAGUUGUACACGGCGUAUGAGCUCACGAGCUGUGCGAGCAGACGGUUUGGCCAAGUGAGUGUGGCGAGCUUGGGCCUCGUGGACAAGAUGACGGGCGGCGCCGCGAUCGAGGCCAGCCAUGUAGAGGCGGGUGGCGCCAGGGUGACUGUCGUGACAAAGCUCAGAGCGCUUGGAAUAUUUGGCGUUUACAUAUCCAGCCUGGCAAGCUUGACGGUUGACGACAACUUCAUGGUGACCAUCUUUGGCCACCCAGUGCCGAGACAUACGGUCAGAGUUUCAUCGUCUGCCGACACUGUCCUCGAGGUAGAUGUUGAGGCUGCGUGGAAGGAAUUGGGCUUGGACAGUGGCUGGAGCAACGAGCUGGAAGUGACGGUCAAUAUUCUGAGGAUGUAG